Molecule: messenger RNA, 2939 nt
Organism: Varroa destructor (honeybee mite)
Lineage: Eukaryota; Metazoa; Arthropoda; Arachnida; Mesostigmata; Varroidae
Gene: BEAF-32
Product: Boundary element-associated factor of 32kD
Source: RefSeq, a predicted model, not a curated record
CAGACACGCUCACUCACUGCACGAGCUGCUCAGCAGCGGCAGCUCAUUCACUACUAGGCAUCCAGAAAGAGACCCAAGAGUAGCUAACGGCUGUGGCGGCGGCAUUAACGCUGCGCCGCGUCCCUCCUCCAACGCAGGAAACUCCGCAUCCUCCGCGUCGUCUUUGCGUCGUGAGCUCUACUUGACGAUUGACUAGCUGCUCCCAGUUACCUAUUGUAACAAGCACACUGGGCGUUUCGCACUCUCAACACGAUACACCACUAAGCUAACAGAUUUCAUCCUUAACGCCUUCCGUUACUCCACCCAGACAGAUCAUAUCAUAUCGCUGCAUCAUUUGGGAAUAGCUACUGUAAGUGUGAAGUAAUUUACCCGAUAAGCUACCCCAAUUUUGCCACACCACAUCCCCGCCCGCUUACAAGUAUCAUUGAGUGAAAUGUGUUACGUGCCAAAUGCAAAGAAGGGAAAUAUGCUCUCAUAUGUGCUAGCUAGUUAAAUUGCGCCAAAAACGUAUCGGAUUGACAUGUGGUGAGUGGUUCAAAGGAGGAUGCGUGUUCGGAAAUGAGCGUUACCACUGUACCUAUGACGCUUAUUACGCCAGUGCCGCCUGCCGUGACGCAGGUGACCGUUGGGGCUAACGACGGUGGAGGAACUGCCGUAGAUCCCUAUUCGAAAGAUGCAAUCAAUCAGCUCUUUCGUCGACAGCCCCAACGUUUCAAGUUUGUUAGCAAGUUUAACGCCAAAAGUGUGUCAUGGAAGGACUUCGAGCUAGUCUACCUCGACAACCGGCUCAAGGACUUUGCACGUUGUGUGCACUGUAAAAGCUUUGUAACGUAUUCGAGCAAGAAAGGCACCGGUGGCAUGCUACGUCAUCGGUGCGUCGGCAAAGAUGGCCCAGUGCAAGGGGAAACCCCAGCCAAAAAAAUUAGUCUUGCUCCAAAGCCGCUCACGAUCGUUACUGCGCCACGUACACCAGGCCAGCGUCCCGCUGGCCAACUGUGCACUCUGCUCAAUUUGCAAAGCCAUCCAGGCCAGCCAGGCAAUAUACAGACGAUAAUCUAUAAUCCUGAUCAGGGCAACGUGCUCAACCUUCAGAACCUCACAAAGCUCGGUUUGGCCGUACAAGCUGUCAAGGCGGGAACUACAGCGUCCGCAGCCGCUGUCUCGGGAACAACGAGUGCAACACCUACAACUACCGUAUCGAUAACGAAGGUCGAGCCGAAACCCGAAGUGAAACAGGAGGUGAAUAGUAUAAUCAAGGCAGAAAGCGCAGAGGUUGCCAUCAAAGAAGAGCAAGCACCCAUAGAUGAGGUCGACGAAGCAGAUGGAACCAAUAAUAACAACAACGACGACGUUGAGCAAAUUGUAUCCAAUGUUGAACUAAACGAAGACGUCAGCUACGGGGAGCCGUCUUGCGAUUCCGAAGACGAAGAUAAUUGUCAAGCGGACACGCGCAAUUCAGAUUAUGGCCUUAUAUCGGCUCCGGCAGAAGUUCAGCUAGCGGACCUGCAGGUAAAGCACGAGCUCGAGCAGCAUAACGCCCGAAUGGAAGUAUUCCGCCGGCAGCUCGAGGUGGCCGACCUACAAAAAGAGUUCUGGAAAACCAAACUUAAAGCACUAAACAAGAGUUCGAAGACGUCUGAGGAUGACGGAAUACAUUCGGAUGACUGAUUAUCAUAAGUCAUACUAGGUUUCGGGCUUGUUUUGAUUAUUUGCUCCAACAAGCUUGUAUGAUCCUACCAAUUCAUGUGAUUUAGGAAAAAGCAUAAUAACGGUAAUACAAACCUGUGUGUGUACACGUGCCAAAAAGUACUGCGAUGGGAUCAGAGAAGGGAUGGAAUCUAUUUAACAGUCUAUCAGCAUAGCAUAUUAAUAAGUACGCGCCAAAAGGUGGAAAGGAUGAUUUUGACUACGCGCCAUUGUGCCAUAAGGCAAACGAAUCCAUAAGGGCUAGUAUGCCAUCAUCACAAGAUUUAAACAAGUAGUCAUUUUGCAAUAUUUAAGUGUUUAAAGCACAAUUGUUUUCGCCUUUGUUCAUUACUUCUUUUUUAAAUGCUUCGUUUCCCGUUGACGGCCGAGUGCUAUGAAUUUCUAAAAAGCUUUUUUGCUCACUAACGUCCAUUAGUAAAUUUCGAUCUCGAAUUGAGGUUUUCGAAAAUUGAUAUAUUGUUUCUCCUAACAUAACAUUAUAUAUAAAAUUAACAAGUUCAAACUGUAAUCAAUAAUCACGUUUUAGGACUUUACUGAAUAUUUUCUUUGUUAGCUUUUUAAAUUCGUUCUUACCUUCUAUUUGGUUUCUAUUUCUUGCCCGAUGAUUUCUAUAUUAGGUAUAAUCUGUAUUUUAUAAAAUCCUACAAUAGUCGUAUUUUAAAACGUCCAUACAUCCACCUUGAGACCGAAUUCGAGGUAAAAAUAUGGUUGCAACUAAGCGAUGAUUACAAAGUUGCAGGGCAACGAAAGGGCUUCCCGACGUUAUAUAACACUUAAUAAUCUGCAAAUAAAAAAUUGGACAAACAAAGCACUACACAAAAGAAACGACCUUUUCUGCACCGAACAAAGCAAUCAGGGUACAGACUAGAAGUAAUAAAGGCUGAAUCUCCAAACGCUGACUAAGCGAGGCAAACUCGAACCCAAUUUGAUUGCAAAAUCAAUGAGCUGAGUUAUGAAACUUGGGUAAUACUAACAAAAAGGCCAACACAUUGAAAAAAUAGUAUUCACUACGACAACUGAACAUAAUGUGUCAUGUGCAACCGAACAACAUUUGUCAGCAAAUGUGAUAUAUAUAUAUAUAUACUGGUGUAAAUAAAUAUUUAAUAAUAUAGUGUACAUAAAAACACGAUUCUCUUUCUUUUUUCUCGUUUGGCGAAAGCAUUGAAGCAGCUUCUGGUCGCCUGGCUGACCACGAACGAAAGAAAUACGACAUUCAUUUACUGUAUGGUAGA